UUGUGUGCAAAUUAAGACUGAAACUUAGCGAAUUUUGAGUGAAUGCUAUAAAUCGUAAACAAGAGCUGUUACAAAAAAAAUGAGGGUAUAUUUAGAAUCAGCGACAUCAAAUUAACAAACAUCAUGCAUCAAAAGUCAAUCAUCAGGCAAAAAUUGUCCAGUGUUAUUGAAUAUCAAGAUUAUUUUUAGUUUAAAAAAAAACGAGACGAUACCUAGUAUUUUGUGUAAUGUGUGUGUCCUGGUCUCUCGUUUUAUAAUAGGUACCUACUUCUAAGUCUAAUCAUCAAAGUUUACAGUGUAUAUUCAGACAGCACUAGACGUCGAAAUUCUGGUCUAUAUUUUUUAAUAUUCAAAAUGGAUUCACCUGUUUCCGUGCGAGAAUUCUACAAAGGGCGGAGUGUCCUUGUGACGGGCGGCACCGGGUUUAUGGGCAAGGUGCUUAUUGAGAAGCUACUGUACUCCAUCCCGGACAUCGGCAACAUCUACAUACUCAUGCGACCGAAGCGGGGCAAGUCCGUCUCUCAGCGCCUAGAGGACAUGCAGCGAUUGCCCCUGUUUGACCGUCUCAAAAAUGAACGACCGAAAGCCUUGUUGAAACUAAAACCGCUGCAAGGUGACGUGCUGUUCGAGGAGUUUGGACUAUCCAGGCAGGACAUAGAACUGUUAUCAGAUGAAGUGUCUGUAAUUUUCCAUUUUGCUGCUACGUUAAGACUAGAAGCUCCACUAAAGGACAACGUGAAUAUGAACACUACUGGCACGAUGAGGACAAUAAAAGUGGCGAAGCAGCUCAAAAACCUGCAGCUCCUUGUUCACCUUUCUACAGCCUUCUGUUAUCCCGACUACGAGGUUUUGGGUGAAAAGUUAUACGCACCGCCAGUAAAACCAGAGGAUGUCAUGCGACUGGUAGAAUGGAUGGACGACAAGUCGCUGGCUAUCCUUACGAAAUCGCUGCUCGGACCUCACCCUAAUUGUUAUACGUUUUCAAAACGCCUAGCCGAAAGCGUGGUGGCUGAUGCUUACGAUGAGCUCCCCGGUGCUGUCAUCGCUCGCCCAAGCAUUGUUUGUCCUGCUCUUAAAGAGCCCGUAUCAGGAUGGGUAGACAACCUAAAUGGUCCAGUGGGCGUUAUGCUUGGCGCUGGUAAAGGAGUCAUCCGCACGAUGCUGUGCGAUGGUUCUCUCACUGCACAAGUUAUUCCUGUGGAUACUGCUAUCAACGCCAUCAUUGCUUUAACCGCAAUUGAAGCAACGAAAAAAGUAAAGUCUGAAGUUAUUCCCAUAUACAACGUAAACGUUGGUCAUCAGAAGCCUACAACCUGGGGCGAUGUUCUCGAAAUUGCGAAGUCUUAUGGGCGACAAUAUCCACUGUCUUGGCCCCUGUGGUACCCCAAUGGAGAUAUCACCACCAACGAAACACUUCAUGAAUUUCGUCGAAUUUUCUACCACCUGCUGCCUGCUUACGUCAUCGACCUUCUACUAUUGCUUACAGGACAGAAGCGUUUCAUGGUCAGGAUACAAGACAGAAUCAGCCAGGGAUUGGAAGUUCUUCAGUACUUCACUAUGAGACCGUGGUCUUUCCCGUGCCCGAAUUACGAUGCUAUUAAAGAAAAAUUAUCUGAAGAAGAGAAUACAAUUUUCGAAACAGACAUAACUAAUGAGGAUCGCGUGAAGUACAUGCAGAGUGCUGUCGAAGGCGGCCGCAUCUACUGCUUGAAAGAAAAUCCUACCAAGAUGGCCGUGAAUCGAUCUUAUCAUAACUUCCUCUACGUAUUGGACUGGGUGGUGAAAAUUUUCUUCUGGCUGUUGAUACUUUCGUUCCUGGCUUCAUGGUUCGAGCCAGUGAAGACUGUCUUCUCAUAUGGAGAACCAGUUGUAAAGCAUCUACCAUUCUUAGGUCCAGCGGUGUUCAAUGGAAAAAACUAAAGUAGAGGGUAUUAAGACUUAAGGUUGUGUAAUCAGUCAUACAUUUCUGUUUGUAUAUGACUAACUCGAUACAUUCCAUGAAAAUAACAUUAACAUACUGAAAAUAAAAUCUUAAAUAGGAAUGUAUCGAAAUGUUCAAAAAAUUACAUAACUUCUUCAUAAAGCUAUUCUAAAUUUACUAGAAAAAAAAACAAUAGUGAAAGUAACUUUACGUAUUAUUGGCUAAUUGGAAUUUCUAUUUAGAUUAGAAUUAAUUUACGUUUGUCAGGCUAGUACGGCCCCUUGCCUUGAUUGAUAGUUGGGAGUUGUGCACAGGAGCGUAGCUCCGCCGUAUUUGUCCAGGGGACCCCAACGCAACGUGCAUAAGCAAAAAAUAAUAAAAACUUGCCCCGUUUUGAAGUAAACAACUUAAACCCACAAUAAUCGACGUUAAAGCACGCAUGGAAAGCAGUGUUUAUUUACAUUGUAAUACGAUGCAAACAAUUGUUCUUCUGGUUUAGUAGUACUUGUAGCGAUUUGUAGAAAAACAAAGAGUGAAAGGAUAAGGAGACUGUCCCAGCAGAGCUACGAAAAGAAAAAGUCUUUUGUGAGAAAUCUUUACCCUUCCUCCGGAACAUUUUUUUUAUACGGGACCCCGCCAAGACACGCUUCGCUUCUGGGUAUGCAAAUAUCAUGUAAAUCUAUACAAAUCACACAUAAAACUCUCGAGCUCUUCUCAAGUCAGGGAGUCGUGCCAGUCUGCCAAUCGUUUAGAUUUAGGUGAAAUCUCUACCAAAUCGGGUCAAUGUAAAAAUAGGUUACCCUAGUCACCGACCAGUAUACCUCUACUAUUAAUUCCAUAACAAAGUGCCGCCGUAGAAAAUACAAUACUUUUAUAUCACAUUUAUAACGAACUAAUUUAUCAUUGGCACUUUGUGAAUAGCCAGCAAGCCAGUUUAUAAUCGAAAUUAGUUUUAGUGUCGUUUAUAAUUCGGAUGUUUAGAUUAUUGCAGUCUCAUAAAAUCUGAUUUCAAAGGUUUGGGUAGAAAAUCCUGUCAUCAUAUUAUGUAAAUGUAAAAUUAUUUUUGCUUUUCAGUUUCUGCAUGUUUUUCUAAUACGCUUUUAUUUGAAGGCGGCUUCUUUUUAUUUUAAUUUGUCCAAUUUGCUCAAUAUACUUAUUUUGAUAAGUACAUAACAUUUUUGAGUUAAGUUUUAUACAUGUUUAUUAUUAGAAUAAUUGUUAAAAUCUCUUUUACAAUUGUUGCAUCACUUUUUAUUAAAGCUGUUUUAUAGGGAAAAUUAUGGUUUAAGCGUUUUGGUUAGUUAAGCCCAUGGUUAAGCCAAGGUAUAAAUAUGAUUUAAUAAAAUACUGUCCGAACAUUA
Molecule: messenger RNA, 3282 nt
Organism: Pectinophora gossypiella (pink bollworm)
Lineage: Eukaryota; Metazoa; Arthropoda; Insecta; Lepidoptera; Gelechiidae
Product: putative fatty acyl-CoA reductase CG5065
Exons: 8
Coding region: 355-1920 (521 amino acids)
Biological process (GO): long-chain fatty-acyl-CoA metabolic process
Cellular component (GO): peroxisome
Molecular function (GO): alcohol-forming very long-chain fatty acyl-CoA reductase (NADP+) activity
Source: RefSeq, a predicted model, not a curated record